Apis mellifera (honey bee) is the source of this 1321-nucleotide messenger RNA. RefSeq lists its product as uncharacterized. Gene Ontology annotation, biological process: sensory perception of smell; detection of chemical stimulus involved in sensory perception of smell. NCBI's taxonomy places the organism in Eukaryota, Metazoa, Arthropoda, Insecta, Hymenoptera, Apidae. The record is from RefSeq and is a predicted model, not a curated record. Gene Ontology annotation, cellular component: plasma membrane. The transcript has 8 exons. The coding region runs from base 154 to 1239 and encodes 361 amino acids. Gene Ontology annotation, molecular function: olfactory receptor activity; odorant binding.
UGCUAUUAUAAUACAUUAUAUUGUUUCUAUUAUAGACAAAUGAUAGUAGCAAAAUACAAAAGUGAAAAAUAAUUGCGUAAAUAAUAUAUCAAACAAAGAUAUAGUUGCUUGAUUCUUCGAGUUCUAUACGACAGUUGACAUUUGAUUAGGAAAAUGGAUAUAUUUGACAAACAGUAUCAUAGCUAUCGUACUGUAAUGAAAAUUGUAGGAUUAUGGCCCUACAAUAAUUCGAUUUAUAUAUGGAUUCAAAGAUUAUUGUUAUUGACAUUCUUUCUUGGUAAUGUAAUAUUUCAGAUCGUGUCACUUUUAAAAUCCGAAAUUACGUUACGAAAUUGUAUUUUAAUAUUAUCUAUCACUUGUCCAUUUAUAAUAGUUUCGUUACGAUACGUAUGUUUUAUAGUAUUUUUUCCUACGAUAAAACUUUUAUUUCAUCAUAUGCGUGUGGAGGAAAAUAUAGUACAAGAUUUAAUAGAAAUACAAAUACGAACGAAAUAUAUCAACGAUUCCUGCCAUAUAAUCGAUAUUUUUUUCUGGGUGGCUUGUACAAAUAUUACAUUGAGCAGUAUAUCGUUAUUGUAUUUCAUAACAUUGAAUUUCAUAAUGCCUUUGAAUGAAUUUCGUAUCAUUCAUUAUAUUACAUUAUUUUCUGUCAAUCGAACCAUGUAUUUUAAUAUUUUAUGCUUGGAUUUUAUAUUUGUUGUAAUAUUUGCAUUAUUAUCCGUAAUAUGUACGGAAUCAAUAAUCGGACUUUAUAGUUAUCAUAUAAGUGUGUUGUUUAAAAUUAUUAACCAUCGAAUACAAAAGAUUAUUACGUACUUGACUAUAGUUAAUCUCUCGUCGAAGCAAAUUGAAACGAAACUCGCGGAGCUCUAUCGCGUGGUGGAUAUGCAUAACCAAGCUAUCGAGUUACUGGUAAAUGCGAUUAUAAUUAAGAAGGAUCAAUUAGAAAUUUCAAUCUCUUUUAUCUUUUUUGUCAAUCAAUUGAUAAUUAUGUUUUUAUGUAACCACAGCGGCCAGAUACUUAUAGACAACAGUCAAAAAUUAUUUAAUGAAUUAUACAUUUCUAUAUGGUAUUUUGUACCGUUAAAAGUACAAAAGAUUUUAUUACUGAUUAUGAUACGAAGCUCGACGAGAUGUAUGUUUCACAUCUUGGAUAUAUUCACUCCAUGCUAUGCAGGAUUUUCGAAGAUGUUAAGUACAUCGUUUUCAUAUUUUACCUUGAUAUAUUCGAUGCAAUAGAAUCGAUAGUAUCACAUUAGAUCUAUUAGUAUUGAAAUAAACAAUUAUUCUAUAUUUCAACAUGAUAUUUGUCCUUUAUUUU